AUGGAUUCCGAACGUGAUUUGGCUACAACAUCUGCAUGCAUUGCUCAUCCGAUGAAGGAUCUUGACUAUCAGGCUAGGCUGUUGUGCGUGGUGGAUGAUAUAUGUACAGGGGAAAUAUUAGACCGUCAUUUGGGGUUUGCUACACACAAAACCCAAAAUCCAACAUUUUCGUCGUUCUCACAAAAGGAACUCAAAUACUUGGACGAACAUAAGGGACUGUACCUUGAAGCGUGUGCUCAGUCUUCUCGGUUCUCCAUUGAACGGUGCACAAUGUUUGUUGAGGAUGGUGAUGUUGGCGCAAAAGUUGUGGCCUCAAAUGAGCUAAAGAGCGGCACUGUAAUUUCAGAACUAUGUGGUAGGCUUGUGACAGUCAGGGAAUCAUUUCUCAACCCUGGGAAAAAUGAUUUUUCCGUCGUCCACAGCACAUAUAGGAAGAAAUCACAGUUGUGGUUAGGGCCCGCUGCAUACGCAAAUCACGAUUGCGAAAGCAAUUGUGAUAUAUACUUGUUGAGAAGCGGUAUGGCGUGCCUUCGCACUAACAGAACAAUUCGUGUCGGCGAGGAGAUCACCACAUACUAUGGGCGUGACUAUUUUGGUGAAAAUAAUGUACAAUGCCUUUGCUGCACUUGUAAGGACAAAGGUAAAGGUGCUUUUGCAAACACCGGACCAGUAACAAACACCGAACAAGUAGAAGAAGAAUCACGUCUGAUGCAAUGCGCUCAUUGUCCGGCGAGAUUCAGGUUUAAGUCGUGGUUGCUACGUCACUUGUCCAGACACUUGUACAUGGACAAGUUUUCAUGUGGGGAAUGCGGUGCAUGCUUCUCCAGGAAAUAUGCACUGAAAAGGCAUAGCCUGCAAGUGCAUGGUGUCGUGCAAAGUAAAGUGCAGUGCACAUUUUGUCCCAAAAAGUUUGUAAGAAAGGAAGAUGCCUUAAGACACCAAAACACAAUACACCACGAGUCGACGUCGCUUCACAAGUGUCCGGACUGUGAGGCAACAUACAAGGCCAAGCAAGACAUGUUGUAUCACCAUAAUAGGAGACACUCAGGUCUCAAACCAUUUGCUUGUGCAAAUUGCGAUUCGACAUUUCAUGCGCCAAACGCUCUAUAUAGACACAAGAAAGAUCGACAUUAG
Molecule: messenger RNA, 1134 nt
Organism: Aphis gossypii (cotton aphid)
Lineage: Eukaryota; Metazoa; Arthropoda; Insecta; Hemiptera; Aphididae
Product: zinc finger protein 605-like
Exons: 4
Coding region: 1-1134 (377 amino acids)
Cellular component (GO): nucleus
Molecular function (GO): histone H4K20 methyltransferase activity; protein binding
Source: RefSeq, a predicted model, not a curated record